Messenger RNA from Drosophila busckii, 709 nucleotides. RefSeq lists its product as uncharacterized. The record is from RefSeq and is a predicted model, not a curated record. The transcript has a single exon. Lineage: Eukaryota; Metazoa; Arthropoda; Insecta; Diptera; Drosophilidae. Bases 261 to 452 code for a protein of 63 amino acids.
UUGUAACACCGUUUCUGUCUGGCACUCUGUUUAUUUUUGUGUUACACCGUUGAACGAACAGCUCCCCGCAUUGUCGUCGCAUAUCACGAACAAAGAGUGGAAAAUUUUCAGCUUUGAAUACUGGCAGAGUCGCUGCAAAGAGCGUUAACCGUUUUACCUGUUACAUUUUAAUUGCGUUGCAAGCGUAGGCUUUUAUAUUUUGGCCAGAGUUAAGGAACUGGCCUGAAAUUUCUAUUGACCGUUAGAAGUUUCCUUUUUGGAUGGGUGUGAAGCGUAGCAUGCAAGAUAAUUGGUGCAACAAUAAGGACUGCUUGGGUCUACGUAAACGUGUGUGUGGCCUGCAUCAAACCUGGAAGUGGCUGCAUCAGACUCCCGCCUUGCACGAGUAUUUAAUCUCCGCCAGCUCCGUAGCUGCAAACACAACCUUAGCCAACGAGACCAGCACGCUCUAAAGUCCAAAUCGGCAGCAUCGCGACCAAAAAAGCAAUAAACCAAAAGGCAAACAACAAGACAAGAACAACAAGUAUAGAAGAAAUACAAACAAAAAAAUAAACAAAAAAAAAAGCAAUUUAAUAAGCUAAAAUAGACUCGCUAAGAUGAUAACUAAUACACACUUAGCAUAGACAUAGAGUAAAGGCUAAAUUCAACAUAACCACAAAGAGAACAAAAGGCAGCAAACGGGACAACGGACGGCGCUAAAAGCCAGACC